AUGCACCGAGGCGCUCCAGGACCAGGCCUCAGAGGCCUCAAGGGGGCCGAGGGCUCCUCCGAGGACUUGGGGGGCGCUUGCCUGGAGGCCGGGAGGGGUUUUGGGGUGCUGAGGGAGAACGGUGAGGCCGAGGAGGCGGCGGGGGGCCGGAAGCGCGCCCGGCCGGUGCGCUCGAAGGCGCGGCGCAUGGCGGCCAACGUGCGGGAGCGCAAGCGCAUCCUGGACUACAACGAGGCCUUCAACGCGCUCCGCCGGGCGCUGCGGCACGACCUGGGCGGCAAGAGGCUCUCCAAGAUCGCCACGCUGCGCAGGGCCAUCCACCGCAUCGCGGCGCUCUCCCUGCCGCGCUGUGCGUCGUGCUCCCCGCACACGGCCCCGGGGCGGCCCUGGGCGGUGGCCGAGGCUCAGGGCGCGGCCCAGAUGUCCGCGGGAAGCUGGCGCCGAGGUUCCGGGGCUCCCUUUGCCUGGCCGCGGGGGUACUUGCGUGCGGGCCCCGGGCUGGGCUUCCAGCACUGCUGA
Messenger RNA from Ailuropoda melanoleuca (giant panda), 519 nucleotides. RefSeq names its product basic helix-loop-helix family member a9 (gene BHLHA9). The record is from RefSeq and is a predicted model, not a curated record. Bases 1 to 519 code for a protein of 172 amino acids. NCBI's taxonomy places the organism in Eukaryota, Metazoa, Chordata, Mammalia, Carnivora, Ursidae. Gene Ontology annotation, molecular function: DNA-binding transcription factor activity, RNA polymerase II-specific; RNA polymerase II transcription regulatory region sequence-specific DNA binding; protein dimerization activity. Gene Ontology annotation, biological process: developmental process; regulation of transcription by RNA polymerase II. The transcript has 2 exons.